CCUGCCUGAGGGACCGAGUCAGGGAUGCUGACGGGCUUCGCUCGGUUGGGCGGCUGGCGGCGAUGAGCGGCAAACGGCUUCUUAACCGGGAAGGCCGGAGCUGAGGGCCUUGGGGGACACCUGGAGAAGAGGCCUCAGGCCCUGCCCUGCAUGCGCAGGUGUCCUCGCUAGCAUCUUGGUCUUCUUCCUCUGCGGGUGCCUGGGUUAGCGCUGGCCCGCGGGUGUCUCCCCUCCGCACCCCCUUCGCCCUUUGUUUAGUAGCCUAGUCCUUUUGACACUUCUGUUGGAGUGGAGUUCUCCUCUCCUAGCACACUGAGCUGGAAGUCAAGCCCAGGAUGUAGUAGUCGUUGAGAUCAGAGGUGUCUCUUAACUAGGUAUACGUUAAAUGGUCACUCUGAAAAGUGCCUAUGGACCUAGAGAAAAGGACCUUUGUGAGUCGUCCUAAGGCAUAUUUACCUUUGGCAUGAUCUCAUAGACAUAGACCAAGCAUGUUACAAGAGCUGCCAUCACCCAAAAUAAACAUUGAGCUUAACAGCACACUUUUCUGGACACUCUUAUAGUCUCUUUUUGCUAGAGACUCUUUUUUUUUUUUUUUCCUAUAGUUUCACCUCUGAACUGCUGCCUGUUAUUGCCUCAUCACGUGAAAAAAAAUGGAUAAAUUUGGGACCUAUCAAAUGUUCAAGUUACUUAUGCAAGUUGUGUGACCUCCUUAGGUUGGAGUAUUAAAUGUGUAACAUGAAAACUUUGAACUAGGUCAUCUUUCAGCCCCCUCUUUUUUUUAUGUUUAUGAAUUCCAUGUUCCACUAUCUGCCUUUUCCCACGCUCCAGUUUUAAAAUCUACUUUCCAUCCCUGAGAGAAGGGCAUUUAGUGCUGAAGAGUCAAGUCUUUUUCACUAAAACAGUCUGGUUUGAAAAGUUGGUCAUUUCAUAACUAUCUUUUCCUUAGAAAAACUGAUUUCCCCCCUCCUUUUAAUAGCAGCAGAAAGCAAACAGCAAACCCUGAAGAGAUGCUCAGUUUUUCUUGACUUCUACAGUGAAAGACCUUGAAAAAGUUGGCACUUCUAGCCUAAGCGGCCCUCAUUCUACUGCUCACCCCAAGACAACCCAGGCUGGACUGUAGCGCUUCCCUCAUCAACCAGAGCAGCAUUUGACUGUUUUCAAAUCUAAAAGAACCCUGGCCCCAAACUUCAUAAUUGGCACCUCAGCUGCUCUUGAAGGACAGUGACUUAUUACCACCACAACAGAGCCUGCCAUCCCCAGCAGAUUGCCAGCACCUAUGACAUCAUCCCCUUCUUUGUCUCAUUCUGUGGUCUGCUAAAUGCUCAUCUCGUUGGCUUGGAUUUAGUUGGUGGUAUGGAGGGGUGCUGCUUAGCACUGACCUGAGAGUGUGUGUGAAACCCACUGACCCAAUGGACAUCAAAGGCCAGUUCUGGAAUGAUGAUGAUUCAGAAGGAGAUAAUGAAUCAGAGGAGUUUCUGUAUGGAGUUCAGGGGAGCUGUGCAGCUGACCUUUAUAGACACCCACAGCUUGAUGCAGACAUUGAAGCAGUGAAGGAGAUCUACAGCGAGAACUCCGUGUCCAUCAGAGAAUAUGGAACUAUCGAUGAUGUGGACAUUGACCUUCACAUUAAUAUCAGCUUCCUCGAUGAAGAAGUAUCUACAGCUUGGAAGGUCCUCCGAACAGAACCUAUUGUGUUGAGGCUACGGUUUUCUCUCUCCCAGUACCUUGAUGGACCAGAACCAUCAAUCGAGGUUUUCCAGCCUUCGAAUAAGGAAGGGUUUGGGCUAGGUCUUCAGUUGAAAAAAAUCCUGUGUAUGUUUACAUCCCAACAAUGGAAGCAUCUGAGCAAUGAUUUCCUGAAGACCCAGCAAGAGAAGAGACACAGUUGGUUCAAGGCGAGUGGUACCAUCAAGAAGUUCCGAGCUGGCCUCAGCAUCUUCUCACCCAUUCCCAAGUCUCCCAGUUUUCCUAUCAUACAGGACUCCAUGCUGAAAGGCAAACUGGGUGUACCAGAGCUUCGAGUUGGACGCCUUAUGAAUCGUUCCAUUUCUUGCACCAUGAAGAACCCAAAAGUAGAGGUGUUUGGCUAUCCCCCCAGCCCCCAGGCAGGUCUCCUGUGCCCCCAGCACGUGGGCCUCCCUCCCCCAGCUCGGACUUCUCCUUUGGUCAGUGGUCACUGCAAGAACAUCCCCACUCUGGAGUAUGGAUUCCUUGUACAGAUUAUGAAGUAUGCAGAGCAGAGGAUUCCAACGUUGAAUGAGUACUGUGUGGUGUGUGAUGAGCAGCACGUCUUCCAGAAUGGGUCCAUGCUCAAGCCAGCUGUCUGUACUCGGGAGUUAUGUGUCUUCUCCUUCUACACACUGGGAGUCAUGUCUGGAGCUGCAGAAGAAGUGGCUACAGGAGCAGAGGUGGUAGAUCUGCUGGUGGCCAUGUGUAGAGCAGCUUUGGAGUCCCCUAGAAAAAGCAUCAUCUUCGAGCCUUAUCCCUCUGUGGUGGACCCCACUGAUCCCAAGACUCUGGCCUUUAACCCUAAGAAGAAGAAUUAUGAGCGGCUUCAGAAAGCUCUGGAUAGUGUGAUGUCCAUUCGGGAGAUGACCCAGGGCUCAUAUUUGGAAAUCAAGAAGCAGAUGGACAAGCUGGAUCCCUUGGCCCAUCCUCUUCUGCAGUGGAUAAUUUCUAGCAACAGGUCACACAUUGUCAAACUACCUCUCAGCAGGCAGCUGAAGUUCAUGCACACCUCACACCAAUUCCUCCUGCUGAGCAGCCCUCCUGCCAAGGAGGCUCGGUUCCGGACCGCCAAGAAGCUCUACGGAAGCACCUUUGCCUUCCAUGGGUCCCACAUUGAGAAUUGGCAUUCAAUCCUGCGCAAUGGGCUGGUCAAUGCAUCCUACACUAAACUGCAGCUGCAUGGAGCAGCCUAUGGCAAAGGCAUCUACCUGAGCCCCAUCUCCAGUAUUUCCUUUGGAUACUCAGGAAUGGGCAAAGGACAGCACAGGAUGCCUUCCAAGGACGAGCUGGUCCAGAGAUACAACAGGAUGAACACCAUCCCCCAGACCCGAUCCAUUCAGUCAAGGUUCCUGCAGAGUCGGAAUCUAAACUGUAUAGCACUCUGUGAAGUGAUUACAUCUAAGGACCUCCAGAAGCAUGGAAACAUUUGGGUGUGCCCUGUGUCUGACCAUGUCUGCACAAGGUUCUUCUUUGUAUAUGAGGAUGGGCAAGUGGGCGAUGCCAACAUUAAUACUCAGGACCCCAAGAUACAGAAGGAAAUCAUGCGUGUGAUCGGAACUCAGGUUUACACAAACUGAGGGGGCCCCAGCCCUCGUACCACCCUGUUCCCCCAGGAUCCAUCUGCCCUUGUCAAAGGGCUCAGGAGCAGCAAGUGAGGCUGCCCUGAGAAAUCCAAGGGGCAAGAAAAGAAGAGGUGGCCUUCAUGGUGGAGAUUGAUCCAGGAACUACUCCACAUUAGAUGGCCCUGACUGACUCCCACCUCUGAUUUGCCCAAUUGACUUCACCCUGUUUGUAAAUAAAACAAUAAAAUGGAAGGUGCUGUGGACUGGAUAUGA
This is a messenger RNA of Rattus rattus (black rat), 3563 nucleotides long. RefSeq names its product poly(ADP-ribose) polymerase family member 6 (gene Parp6). NCBI's taxonomy places the organism in Eukaryota, Metazoa, Chordata, Mammalia, Rodentia, Muridae. Gene Ontology annotation, molecular function: kinase binding; NAD+ poly-ADP-ribosyltransferase activity; protein serine/threonine kinase activator activity. Gene Ontology annotation, cellular component: intracellular anatomical structure; endoplasmic reticulum tubular network; membrane. The record is from RefSeq and is a predicted model, not a curated record. Gene Ontology annotation, biological process: endoplasmic reticulum unfolded protein response. Bases 1410 to 3305 code for a protein of 631 amino acids. The transcript has 23 exons.